Molecule: messenger RNA, 2066 nt
Organism: Cavia porcellus (domestic guinea pig)
Lineage: Eukaryota; Metazoa; Chordata; Mammalia; Rodentia; Caviidae
Gene: Fndc10
Product: fibronectin type III domain containing 10
Exons: 1
Coding region: 109-780 (223 amino acids)
Source: RefSeq, a predicted model, not a curated record
GGUCCGAUCGGCGGCCGCAGUGGCGGCGGCGGAGGGCGCGGCGCGGGGCGAGCGCGGGCAGCGUGACCACCGCUGCGCCCCGUGCGCCCGCCCCGUGCCCGUCGCAGGAUGCGCGCCCCGCCGCUCCUGCUGCUCCUGGCCGCCUGUGCGCCACCCGCCGCCGCCAAGGCCGCCCCGACGCCGCCCGGCUGGGAGCCCGCGGCCGACGCGCCCUGGUGCCCCUACAAGGUGCUGCCCGAGGGCCCCGAGGCGGGCGGCGGACGCCUGUGCUUCCGCAGCCCCGCGCGCGGCUUCCGCUGCCGGGCGCCCGACUGCGCUGCGCGCGCCUCGGCCGGCGGCUCGCUGCGCGCCAGCGUACUGCGCAACCGCAGCGUGCUCCUGCAGUGGCGCCGCCCGGCCGGGCCGCCGCGCCGCGCGCGCGCCUUCGCGCUCAACUGCUCGUGGCGCGGCGCCCACACGCGCUUCCCGUGCGAGCGCGUGCUGCUCGGCGCCGCCUGCCGCGACUACCUGCUGCCCUUCGUGCACGACGGCGUGCGCUAUCGCCUGUGCCUGCAGCCGCUGCCGCCGCGCGCUGAGCCCGCCGCCGCCGCCCCGGAGCCCGCCGAGUGCGUGGAGUUCACCGCCGAGCCGGCCGCCAUGCGCGAGAUCGUGGUGGCCAUGACGGCGGUGGGCGGCUCCAUCUGCGUCAUGCUGGUGGUCAUCUGCCUGCUGGUGGCCUACAUCACCGAGAACCUCAUGCACCCCGCGCCGCGGCGCCCUGGCCUGCGCAGGCAGGCCUGAAGCGCUCUUCUGGGCGCAGAGACCCUGGACCCUGAAGCGCUGAGCCUGGUCUUUCCCCACCCCGCCCCUUCUUGGAGAUGCCCGGAGGACCUGAUGGAGAUGCAUGGGGUGGGAGUGGGGUCGGCUGGCUCAUGCAGGGACCUUGGCAUCCUCUGGAGACCUUCCUGGCCGGGAGUCUGCCUCCCAGACUCAGGCUCCACACUGGCCCUUGGGGCUGGGCAGGCAAGCCAGUCGAGUCCGAUCGCUCUCCACUCUCCAAAUGCCUUUGUAGGGGCCGCCAGGACCCACAGCCCCUUUCUUCGAGAGCCGUUGGCACCUGGAUCAUCUCCUUGAACUGCCUGUGCCAAGUUGUCAGAAGACCGGCUGUGGCCAUUGCUUGGUCACUUGUGCUUUGAAGGUUGGGGGCUCAACUCCUUGGAGCUUGUCUUUCUCCCCAUCUUACCCCAGUGGGCUUAAGUUAGCUUUGUGCCUUAGUAUCUCAGCCGCUGCAAGAGCCACGCACCACCCCUCUGCUAUUCUAGGGGCUCUGCCACGAUGAGGCCUUUGCAUGCUCUGACUGAGUCCCCUGGGCACGCCCUGUCCCAGCUUGGUAGGCACCUGGGGCAGGGUCUGCAGGCUUGGCUUGUCUUCCGUGGGUGUGGACAAGCUGAGAGCCGUGAUUUAGCAGGCCAGGCCCCAGGCCCAGAGUCCAGCUGCUGCAUCCAGCAGUGAUGCCCCCACUGCAGGAAGGCUGGCUCCCCCUUUGCUUUUGAGUUUUCCACCUCCAUUGGGAUCUUUGUGGGAAGUGGGCGAACAUUUAGGAGGCCGGCAUCGGAAUCUGAGAGCAGGAGAGCUGCCUCUCUUGCUCAAUUGGACCAUCUAUGGUCUGUUUCCUGAGCCUCAACCAACCCAGGAAACCUCAGUGGCCACUCCACGACCAGCCACACUGUCCACACCCUCAUUCCCAGCUCUUGGUUUGGGAGUCCAGGAUCUGACCCCAGCAGUGCUGCUGCCAGCCACCAGGGAUAGAGGCUGGCCUGCCCACUCCUUGCAGGCCUGAGCACUUAGCAACGUCUGACACAGAGCAGUGCAGCCUGCCACUCCCGGGAGCCCUGGGGCUGCCACCUGGACUUCACACUGGCAAGUCCUAGUCCCUGUGGCUGAUCCCCCACAUCUGGAAGCCCUGAGCCCUGGCUUGUGCCCCUGAAGCACCUACACCCUACCUCUGUCCUCGCUCUGCCCACUCCCCAUGCGGCGCUGGUCAGGUGUGGCACCCGUGUCUAAAUGUCCAUCAUUCCCAGACCAGA